CGGGUAUCCGAUUGGCUGGACCUGGUUGAGCAGGCGCUGGUGGGACUGGCGGACGAGGUAAGGUUUCAGCGGAUUAUGAGAUACGUCCUUCAUAGCCACCAUCAGGGAGUGAGCAAGGUUGUGGACGCCGCCAAUGGCAGCUGGGCAAGGUUCAGGGAAGGGAUGUUAAGGAAGUACAGGUUAGGGGACGACCUAUUGACUAUGGCUGACUUGGAAGCCAUGAACAAGGAUGAUUUUUCCACGAUCGGGGCGUUCGUGCACGAGUUCAAGAAGAAGGCAAGGAAGGUGCACGGGAUUUAUGAAGAGGCGCAAUGUGCCAUCUUCCUGGGGUUGCUCACUGACACGGAAGCCUCGGAACUGACGAGUCAUGGAGGGGAGAGUGAGAAGCUCAUCUGCGCCACUAUUGAUAAAGGAGUGGAAGAGGGGAGUUUGGACCAGGUGGAGCAGCACCAGAUGCGGGUACAGAGGCGAAAAAGAAAGGAAAGGGACGCCACCGCAUCUGGGACCCCGGGGGUAAAGAGGAUUGUUACGGACGUGCUGGCGGCGUUGGGUUAUGAUAAUGAGGCGGAGGUGCAAAAAAGGGGGGUGACCGUGGUCCAAGGUCGAAUAUCAGGGGCAGCGGAUGAGGAGGUUGGACGUGAGGACUACAGUGGGGAGGAAACGGACUCUCAGGUCAGUUUGCGUCCCAACCGCCGCCCUCACAACAGGCAUCGCAGACUAGCGUGGCUGGAGGAGGAAACCAGGGGCAAGGCGGACAGGGCAAUGGAGGCCGAGUCCAAGGAGGCCAAGGAGGUGGUGGCCGAGGGCGAGGAAGGAAUGACGGAGGUCGUGGGGGUGGAUGGAAUGGCCAAGGGGGCCAGGAUCAAGGCAGCCAAGGCGGCCAGGAAGGGGGCUAAGGGUAUGGAAGGCCCUGCUUUGAUUGGCGAAAUGCCACCUGCUGGCAUUGUGGCUACCAAGGCCACACUAUACGAUUUUGUCAAGGACGGCGGGACGAUGAGCUCUCCGGGUUGAUCUCCACCAACAUGGAUGGAGAUAUAUAUGAUAAAUAUGAAAAGUAUAU
Chara braunii is the source of this 1060-nucleotide messenger RNA. The record is from the annotation of a GenBank genome assembly. Lineage: Eukaryota; Viridiplantae; Streptophyta; Charophyceae; Charales; Characeae.